Molecule: messenger RNA, 2646 nt
Organism: Oikopleura dioica
Lineage: Eukaryota; Metazoa; Chordata; Appendicularia; Copelata; Oikopleuridae
Source: the annotation of a GenBank genome assembly
AUGGUUGAGGUACAGCCGUGGCGGCUAACAGACAGUCCUAGAAAACUUAUUGAAGAAGCAAGGGACUUACAAUUGUCCAUCAAAGAGGCAAAAAUCGAUAAUGACUUACCUUACUGCGAAAUCGUCGGCUCUAGAACCCGUCUGCGGGACAUCUACCGAUCAUUGCUCGUCGCUGACUUGGAACUGGCGUUAGAUCAAAAGAUUGAACAAGAUCUUUGGAACAAUUGCUUUAAAAAUCCGAUCAAUGAACUUCUCGAAGCUCAGCGGUCCUCCGCGUCCAAAGCUGAAUUCAAGCAAGAAUCGGCUUUCAACUACACGGAACUGCUCGAAUCUGCAUAUGCCUUCUAUCUUCAACUUCUCGAUGACAUUUGCGAAGCGUAUUCUCUUCAAUUGCCAAAUCGUGCGACGGAUCGUCAGCUCAAGCUCAUGCCUUGCGUCCAAGAAACUGCUCCAGCUGGGGACCAGCCUCCUCCGCGCGCAACCUCUAGUUUGUACAUCGCUCAACAUUGUCUGAUCCAUCUCGGCGACAUCGCUCGAUACAGACACAAGCAAAAAAUCGCCGACUCAUUCUAUCGAAAAGCUUCACAACUUGUGCCUUCCAGCGGCCACCCGUAUAAUCAACUCGCUAUUCUCGCCGCUACUUCGCCUGAUAAUCUUCAAACUGUUUAUUAUUAUUUCCGCGCUAUGUAUGUCAAAUGCCCUUUUCCUGUCUCGAAAGAUAACCUCUCCCGUCAACUGGAGAAAGUUCUCAAGUCGGCAAAGUCAAAAGUCAGCAAAAAACCUUCGCAAAUAUCGAUUCUUGAGCUUAUGCGACUAUUCCUGAAAUUCCAAGCUCUCUGCUUCUUGAAGCGAAAAGAAAAUUUCUCAGAAACCAAAACGCGGUUAGUCCAAGCAUUGGAAUUUCACCGGUCGUUGGGCUCCUCGCUCUCCAAACGGCAACUUUUGCAAAUGAGCUUCAUAACGAUCGCUAACUAUCACCGUGCGGUUACGACCAACUUUGAGCUUCACGAAGAAAUGCUUGAUUUUCUUUUGGAAUACCUGGACAUUCUUAUUCAACUCCCCGUCGAUCCCCAGCGUCAUCUUCCCUCGGUAUUGGCGAUUCUUCAGUUUUUACAGCAGAACUUGCAAUUUCUUGAAAACAACAAGUCGAGAACAUGGAUUAACCUUGCAAGUCGGCUGAAUAACACCUUGCCGCCGAAAUGGGGUCCUUCUUGGGAGCCGAAAAUUUCACUUCUUCCUGAAGACCUUGAUUUCAAGGGCUGGACGUUGUGGAACAUGCCCCCAAAGGAGUCGAUCGUCGGCCAGGUUUCUUCUGAGAGUGAUCAAGCUGAUGCGCGCGCUGAGAGAAUUCUCUACAUUUCGUGGCAAAUCGCUCACACGAAAGAUCAACAAGUUCUCAAGCUUGAAAACUGCAUUUUUGUCAGUCCAAUCAAGCCGUUGAGCCCUGGAAUUCAAGAACACGGUCCUAUUCCGAUUCAACCACCACCUCCAGUCGCAGUGUAUCCAACCGUCCCUCCUCCACCAACAUUGCAGACGGUUCCGAAUCCUCCCCCGAUUGCACCGUCGAUGCCUCCGCCGCCACCUCAGCAUUUUAUGCAGGGGCAGCCGCCCGCUCCUGUUCGUCCGAAAGAUCUGUCAAUCGACACGCGGCCUCCUCCACCUUUUUACCCGCCUGGCCCACCGCCAAACCUUGUCCAAGAAUACAAGACCCCUUUGCUUCAAGCUACCGGUCCCGAAAUGGCGCCUCACCUGCGCUCUUACAAGGGACCACCACCGUCGAUUCCGCCGCCACGGAUGAGUAUGCCACCACCACAUCUCCCACCGCAACGAUUGCCAAUGCAGUCCAACAUGAGUCCAAGUGGCGACAUGAAUAUCCCCGCCAACAUCAUGGAUUUCCUCAGACACAUACCACCUCCAUCGUUUCCUCCGACGCCACCAGGAAGCACACCAGCAUCGAGCGCUCCUCCAGCGCACGAGCCACCAUUAGCCGGUCCAUUUGGCCAAACACCAAAGGCGCCAAUGGCUCCUCCGCCAAGCCACAACUUCCACACAGGCAACAUCCCACACACAAGUUCAAGCCAAUAUUCAAAAAUUUCCCCGUCCUUCAAUUCUUCGUCAGAUCCAUUUAAUCCGUCAUUCUCGUCAACUAUUUUCCAACCUGCUUCAUCAUCAUCGUCUUCUCAACCGCUUCGACCGGCCUUUCAUACAACAAGUUCCUCUACAAGCGACAUAACUCCACCAGAGAUGAGUAAGCCCAGACAACGCGAGCCUUGGCAAACUCAUCGAAGAGGACCAUCAAGUCCUGGGGGAACAGAUUUCUUCCCACCAGGAGAGAGCCCAUUCUCCUUCCCGGAACAGCCAGUCAGUACUACACAGCCGAUCGGAUCGAAUCGCCCUGUGAACUUGAAGGCGCCGACUCCGUCUGGAGCUAGCUCUAAUUUGUACUUUCCCACAACUUCUGGUUACUCAACCAGUAAACCGGUUUUAGACCCUGACUCAUAUGAUCGAAAGCUCAGUCCGUUUUGGGAUCCCGCUCUUGGUACUGGCUACGGCUCCAGAGACAUUUGGGCACCUCCCUCAACGACCAGCUCUUCCACGAGCCUUGAUCUGAAUAAAUUGAUCGACUCUCUUCCAAAUGAUGAUUAG